Messenger RNA from Drosophila suzukii, 4797 nucleotides. Lineage: Eukaryota; Metazoa; Arthropoda; Insecta; Diptera; Drosophilidae. The record is from RefSeq and is a predicted model, not a curated record.
UAAAUUCGCGAACGCGUCGCGCCUGGAGCUCCGAUCCGAUACGAUACGAUCCGUUACGAUCCGAUCCGAUCCCAUCAUGCCAGGCCCGAUUUCGUAACAUUCCGAUCCGAAACUCGUCUUAUCAGUGCGGCGAUAAGAGAAAGUAGGGAGAUAGAGAGAAAGAAAGCGUGGAAAUGCCACAGCAGGCGAAGGACAUCAACGAUAACUUCGCCAUGGAGACGCACAUUUACGAGAAUUUGCCGAGUGUGGGCGUGGCCGCGACCUCCGCCCCCAGCCCCUGCCCCUGCCCCUCCCACAAGGGUCAUACCAACUUGGAGCUGCGAAAGUAUUUCCCUCGCGAGACGAUCUACGAGAAUCUGUGCCGGGGCUGCGGCUAUGGGGUGUUCGCCGCCCAAGGCCGUUACUGUCAUUUCUGUCAGUGCAUCGUGAGCGGGGGGGUGGUGAGUCCGCCCCCUCCACCCUUUUCGCCACCCCCUCCCCCUCUCUCAUCGGAGUGUAAUAAUAUUUAUGAGAAUAUCUGCGAUAUGUGCCGCGGCAUUUACAGCGACAACGAGCGAUGCCAGUGUCAAAGGUCAGCGGAGUCGCCCACUGACAAUGCCACGCCCACGCUCACAGCCACCCCCACGCCACCCACUCCUCCCACCAAGGUCAAGUCGCGCUCUCUGCUGGGCUACUCCAAGUCCAGUGCAGCGACCUUGACCCGUCUCUUUGGCUCUCUUAAGCAGCUCAAUCGCUCUUCGUCGCUGCAGCGAAGGCUCUUCCCAAGGACCUCCAACGGCGGCGGCGGUGCCUCCGGCUCUCUGGAGAUCAUCCACAACGUUGACGAGGUCUUCCGCACCCAGGAGACCUUUGACCUUCGCCGCAUCUGCGAACUCAAGCUGCAGCAGCAGCAACUUAAGAGCACCAGCCAGAGCGAUCAGCACAUUUACGGUCGAGUAAGAGAGCCCGAGCCCCAACCGCAGCAAGAGCAAGAGAGCCCCGGCCAGAAUAGAGAGCGCAAGAAGCCGCGUGUUUCUCGCAUUCGCUUGCUGCAGGACGAAAGAGCGGCGGCGGCAGCGUCCUUGUAUCUCAACGAGAGCAUUUGCCAGUGGAUGACGUCACUGAGGCGCCAGGUCCACCACUACGAGGAGGGGGCGUGGCAGCAGCCCAAGAGCGUGCCAGCGCGAAGAGAUCAUCAGGGGAUCAGCUCCGAAGAGAUCGCCAACGUCACACUGCGAAGGAGCAAGGACAUCGCCGAAGAGAGUUGCCACCGGCCGCAGAAUCUGAUCGAGGACUUUAAGAGAAAGCUACAAGUGAAGAGAGAGGCUAAAGAGUUGGCAAGCGAGCAGCGCAGAUGUGCGAUCACGGCCGAGUUUGUGAAUGACUACCUAAGUGCUCUGAACGAAGAGAAAAGGCAGGCGGCCACGCAACAAGUGGGGCUGAUCGAAGAGCAGGGGGACAGAGAUGCUAUGCCACCAUUGCCCCACCAAGUCUCUCUCUUACGCUUAAUGCAGAGCCUCGCCCUCUCCGGCAGCCUGCACGUGUGUGUGCGUGGCUUUCUCACCGCCUAUGACAAAUCGUUCAGUCAGUGGUUGUGGCAACAACAACAACGCAAGCAACACAAGCAACCGAUCAACGGUUAUCGCCGCCAGAGAGCGCGUGACUCAGUUGGGGGCUAUGAAUUUGAAUGGCGCCUGCUUCUCUUCUUCGGCCACAGCGAUCGCUCGGCUUCAAUUUCAUUUUCGCCAGCGGUUUCGAAGAGAGACGACGUGUUUUCGGCUGCAGCGCAGCGUCGCGCGAUUCGAAGUACGAAGAAGGGGAGCAUUGCGAGCGAGGGAGAGGGAGCGGGACCGGGAGCGGGAGCGGGAGAGGGUGUAAGCGGGGGCGAGGGCUCCACCAACACCAACACCAGCACCAAUAAAAACCAUAACAACAACAACAACCACAUUCGAGCUUUGAUGGCGGCGCCAAAGCCAAAUGGUGGGGCAGAGCGCCCCACAAACAACAACAACAACAACAACAACUGUAGCAGCAACAACAACAACAACAAUCACAGUUGUGACAAUGAAAGCGGCAGCAACAACAACACCACCACCACCACCAGUUGCAAUGUCAGCGAGCAACAACAACAGCAACAGCAAAUCACACAGAAUUGCGUGAUCAAGGUCCGACGUCCGGCGCCCAAAGUUCCCGUUCGUAAUCCCAACACUUCUCUGAGCAAUCCCCGCCAGACGGACGAGGCGUUGGCCAAGUCAAAUGGUCAGGGCCAAGACAGCCAGGACACCAGGGCCAACUCGCUGGCCGAGGAGAAUCACCAAACCGAUCCCCGUGUUUCAGAGGAGGAGGAUGAGGAGUCCAUUUACCAACCCAUUUGGCAGUUCAAGACCCUGGAACCCGCCGAUCAAGAGAUCAUCGAAGCCCCACCGCCAGGUGAGGACGAUGAGGAGGAGGAGGAGGAGGAGGACGAGGAGGACGACGACGACGAGGAGGAGGAGGAUCUGGGAGAAUACGACGAAUUGCUGCCCUCCGACGCCGAUGCGGAUGUGAUGGCUCUCCAGGCGGCGGCCGUCUUUGCCGCCGGCGUUCGCCACAAGCUCUCCACGUCGACGCUGACCAAGCGUUCCAAGCUGAUGCUGCCCACGCCCUUGCCCUCGCCCACCGCCUCCAUGGACCAGGGGGCGUGGGAAACGGACGUGGAGUUCAUGUACUCGCGGGAGACCAAGGAUGCGGAUGCGAAUGCGGAGGCGGAUGCAGAUGCGGAGGCGGAGGCGGAUGAGACGCUCAGCCUGGGCAGUACGGUGACGAACAGCACGGCGACCCUGGGUUCCAUCAGUAGCACUGGCAGCUCCAGGUUGCAAGCUCCUCCUGCGGACAAGAGGCCCGCGGAGAUUGUGCCCCUGGUGCAUCCUAUCCUUAGGAACAUCUGCAUUUUCUACAGCCCAACGGAUCCCAAGAAGUAUAGUGCUAUAUUCUACGACUACCAUCGAUCGCAUGUCCACCAGCGGUUCAUGACCCGCAUCCGUCGACCGGCACCGCCACCGCCCGUGACCCAGGUGACCCCGGCCGCCGCGGUGAACCAGGUGACCCCUGCGACCUUGGUGACCCCGCGCAGCGACGACAGUGGCUGCAGUUGCGAGGCGGAGGAUCUGGAGGACCCUCACCACCGCACCGUGGCCAUUCCCCAGCCCCUCAAGGAGGAUUGGGAGCGGGCUGUGCUCGCCGCGGGGGCGGUGGGCGGCAAGAGGGGCGUGGCUCCGCGGGCGGGACGCAAGCUGAGGGUCCGCUCCAAUGCGAGGCUACUGCUCACCGAUUCCGUGCUGGCCUGGCGGGAAACGCUGCAGGAUUUCCAUUGCUGCGAGGACGAAGAGGACAUGAUUGUGCCAGUGACUGACAUUCUGCGGGCGCAGCAAAUCCAGGAGGACAAUGAGGUGCAGCAGACGCAGCAGAGCACGAUUCUCCAGCGCUUCAAGAGCGUCUCCAUCGGCAAUCUGCUCGAUCUGCCGGGCGAGGAUGAUAAGAAGUCCAUCAAGAACCGCAUGCGGAUGAAGUUCGCCGUCAACAGCAAUGUGUUUCGCAUCAACCGCUCGCCGAAGACCGAGAAGAAGUCGCGCCAACGUCGUGGCCAGGUGAACAGCCUGUACCUGGACGAGCAGAAGUAUCCGCUCUUCGCCGCACCACUCAGCGCCCUGGAGCUCAACAUGACCGACCAUCCGAAUGUGCCGCGGUUCGUGGUCGACAUCUGCGCCUACAUCGAGCAGCCGGAGUGCAUCGAACAGGACGGACUGUACCGGGCGUCCGGGAACAAGGUGCUGGUGGACGAGCUGCGCAAGAAGCUGACCCACCUGUACGAUCCCCGCUGGCUGCACACGGACGACAUCCACACGCUGACCAGCCUGCACAAGCAGUUCUUCCGCGAGCUGACCGCUCCGCUGAUCACCCAGGAGGCCUACGAGCGCCUGGGACGCAGCCUCAACGACGAGGCCGCCAUCGAGCGGAUGAGCCUGGCCUUUGACGACAUGCCGGAGCCGAAUCGCUCCACUCUGCGCUUCCUCAUCAAGCACCUGACCAGAGUUGCCGCUGCCAGCGCUUCGAAUCGCAUGCCGUCCACCAAUCUGGCCAUCGUCUGGGGUCCCUGUCUCCUCAGCGCCAAUCAAAUCCAGCUGGACAUUGGGCGCAUGAACAUGCUGGCCAAGGUGCUGAUCGAGAAUUAUGAUCGCAUCUUCCCUCCGGACAACGAGCGUCUCGUUUGCUAGGAUGCGCCACGUCCGCCCCUCCGCUGCCACGCCCACACAACUCCACAUACACACAAACACACACACAUCACACUGAAAGCAAGCAGCAUCGAUAUAUAAGUGCCUCAGACAUUAGAAAUCAUCACGUCUCCACCCUUCUCACCCUAUGUCUUACAUAAUAAUAAUAAUAUUUUUUUUUUUAUGUUUUUUUGUCAGCUUUAAUUCUAUGUUGUCCUUCGCUAAUUUUAAUACUUUUAAUUACUUUAUUUAUUCAUUGGAAAUGGGAACUCGCCUAGGCGAACCCAUCAAGAAAAUACUUACCAAAAAGACAGUAGACUAAGUUAUAUUACUAAAGCAGAACCGCGGGAAAAACCCCAAUAUCAAGGCGACGAACUUUGUGGCGGUACAGUGAGCACUGCCUGCGGCCACUUCAACAACAUGACGAUACGUUUUUGUUGUUUUGACAUCACACAUGAGACGCGAUAGUCGCUGCAAACUGCAACCGUGAAUAUAAUGUGUAUUUAUAUAUAUUAAUUAAUAAACCAUAUGACAUAUACGAAUAAAGUCCAGUACAGUAGAUAGGCUA